GAACUUCAAAAGUGAUGGUUAGAAAAGAGCGGUAUGCAUGAUGUAAGCGCAGGAGUGUGUUAAAUUUUUUUACACAAUGGGUUAACAUAAUAAUUUUGCAAGUGUUUUAUUGUUCAGUGUGUUGUGGGAAUGAAGACGAGUCGGAAUGAGAUCUUAACGCGGCAUAACAAUGCCAUUUGUUCAGCGUGUGGUGGAGCCUAAAUUCCUCAGCCGGCGAAGUCUGCAUGCCGAUGAUGGCCAACCCUUAGUUUCUGAUUAUGAGCUUGAAGCCGUCACAAACAACACCUUAAGCAGUGCUCUGCGACAAUUAGCAUGCCUUGUACUAAUUGCGAAUGAUAUAUUUGAGGAUCUAAGGAAGCAGCUUGAAGAUGUUUCCGAACGAUCUAAAAGGUUACGAAAUCGCAUCGAGUCCGUGGAGGGGAAAGUUACGGCAUUUGAUCCCAAGAAGGUGACAGUUCCUGAGAGCGACAUAACGACGUUCAGCCUGAGAACUGAGCACUUCUCCUCUUGCGAAGAUGUGGCCGCCACCAAGAAUCUCUUCGCGGUUGGGACUCGACCGGAAUGCGUACAACGGCUUUAUGAGACGGCGGCGAAGACGCCGGUUCACAUGAUGCGUCAGUUGGACAGGUACCGUCGCGACGGCCGCCGCAGUUCUCGCUACUUCCUCUGUACUCCAAUCUUGGGCGGUGAACGUCGCAGCGUCGCUAAGAUUAAGCAUAAACCGGGAAUCGACAUCGAGACUCGAAUGCCCGCUGCCGUUAACCAUCUGCGACGCUGGACGUCUGAAGAAGCUUUCGGUGACAUCACUGUUACUCCUGAUUGUACAAGCCGCAUCGCUUCUUCUAUAGACGCCGGAGCAACUGAGAUCGGUUUAGAAGACGACAAUGUAGAUUCCGGCACAGACCACCGACUGCCAUCGCCUGAGGAGCAAGUCCAGACCGUGGCACUGCGGUUCCCCCCCGAACUUGUUGCUGUGGACAUCUCAGGACGCCCGUUCGAUCGGAUGACCAGCUUCAGGCGUUCCCUGAUACAUGUCCAAAUAGACGCCGAUGGUACUGUGAGACGGCGCAGUGGCCGAAGUAGGAAGCCGCGUGGUCGAAGGAGGAAUACCAUAGCGGGAACUGACCAGCGCGAACUCGAGCAGGCGAUCACAGGGGAAAACCCAGGUGGCAGUGCAGGUGUACCAGAUAUUAGUGCAGAUGCCAUAUCUGUGGUGCGUAGUGCAAGCAGUGACCUUCUCCGUUCUAAAGAUGACUCACCAUCAGACAGUAAGAAAUCCCAUUUCAGUACGCUAAAACAGUGGGGUAAGGUGAAAUUGAAAUUGAUACGUAGUGUCAGUGGAGAUACUAACAAAGCCUCACCAGAGGAAACAAACAUAUAUGAAACUGUUACUGCUAAAGGAAAGAAGGGAGAUUCAAAACCUGAAAAGAAGCAGUCAUCUGCUGUAAGAAAUAUUGCAGUCUCUGCUUCUUCUGGGACCAUGAAUAUGGCUGUCAAAUUACGUGAAGGUUCAGUACGAAGGCGUGCAUUCACAAAUGGCAAAGAAGAUCCUCUUCAUUCAUCAUCUGGAAAUUGGAGUGCUAGUUCAGAAAGUGGUAGAGCAUCAGUUGGUUCUGAAAAUACUGCCACAACACACCAGCCAAAAUCAACAACAACUCUUUCUUCAGCUGCCACGUCCAGCAAUUCCCUAAAUCACCAUCAAGCGCCUUCUUCUUCUGUUAGCAGCCGCCGAAAAUUCCUCAAUACUUCUGCAUCUUCUUCUAUCAGUGAAGGAACCCUGACACCUGACAUUGUAUCAGACCUCGUGUCUCCUUUUCCAGAUGAUGGUGAAACAAGUUCCAUCUAUUCUUGUGAUACUGAGGGUUACUACACUUCCUUUCAUAUGGACAGUGGCCUUAAAACUCUUAAAGAAGAAGAAUCGUUGUCAUCACAAACACCACUUAAUUCUACUGUGGCACUUUCUACAUCACCAGGACGAGGUAAUGCUACAUUAACAGCCGAGAACGAAUAUGAACUUUUUGGGAAAGGAUCUACAAGUACAACGACAAGUUCUGCCGGGACAGUGUGCACCACAUUGCUAGUGGGUAAUGACAACAGUAUGUCAGCUACUCCAGCUCCAGCGGUUCCUGAGAGAAAGAGUUCUUUGGAAGGGAAACAGGAGAAGAACGAUCAGAUGGUGGUGGCUGUGAUUCAUAAACAACAGAGUGAAGUUCCAUCAGAGUCGCCAGAUAGUGGUCAUAACACAUCGAGCUCACCUGUUGAUUCUACUAACAGCCCACCUGGAACUCUUACUGGAAGGAGUUCUGAAUAUGAGUUCUCAGAGUCUGAUCUGGAAGGUGUUGAUAGAAUAGAGAGGAUUAGAGUUAAGACAACAAUCAAUUCAAGUCGAAUCCCAUCCAUGUGUGUCAUAACACCACCUCAGUCAGAUGAUGAGACAUGCCAAUUUGUGCCUUCUUAUAGCAGGAAACACAGUCCUCAUAUACAGCCUUCACUGGGUUCGAAUGGUGAUGUUAGGAGCUGCUCAUUAUCAGGAAAAAGAGAUAACAGACACCACAUCAAUCUUGAACUGGCCUCACCACAAGAAAGUAGAUCGUCAUUCUAUAACUCACUUCCAAGAAAAUUUGAAAAACAACUUAGUACCGAUUCAGACCAUUCAAGUGAGACCGAACCUUCAAGGAUAAGGAGUCGCAGCGCAUGUAGAGCACCCACACCCAUAGGUUAUAGAGAAGAGAGAUCUGCUUCUUUGAAGACUCGAACCCAUGGCUUGUCUCCUAGUCCAACAAGAAAAGCAAUAGCUUUAAGUGAUGUUAAAUCAAAAGUUCAUCAACAAAAGACAGCACCCAUGCUCAGGUCCUCCCUCCAGCCUUUCAAUAACAUGAUAGAUAAAGUAAAAUGUGUUCUCUCCUCUGCUGGCAGUACUAGAAAGGGGUCAAAGUUAUCAGCAGGAGAACAAAGUGACAUUUCACCAACUGAGCCUGACAUAUCACCUCCUGUAGAUGCUGGUGACUAUGUUACCAUUGCUGAUGUUCGUAACAACACCAGGGCUGAAAUAUAUUAUCAGGGUCAACCUGGAAAUCUUUAUUCAAAUACUGGUCAAAUGAGGAGCCCUCCAUGUCUAUCAGAGAAGAUGGAAUAUGUUUCACUAAAUGAACUUCCAGGUCCAACAAGGGCUUCAUCACCAUCUGGGAACGUUCUGAUUGCACCUUCAGAUUCUCUUGAGCGUAAGAAACGUCAGGGAGCAAGAGUGACAUUAGAUUCAGAGGGUAAAGUUGUUUACUCUUCUGACAGCCUUCGAAGGAACAAAGGAGCACAUACAACUUUCGAACCUGGUCCUUAUAUAAAGGAUCCUAGAAUUACAACACCAGUUGCCAGUCCAAUUCCAGCACACAGAGUUCCUAAAUCCAACAUCCGUCCAGUUGCAGUUUCAAAUCAGCAGGGUCGAAUUUCACCUUGCCCAGUAGUAGGCACAGCUGAUGUUCUCAGCUCUCCAAUCUCCCAGAGAGGCAGACCCUUGUCACCAAGACAACAGAUUUCUCCUGCACGAGGUAAAUUAACAUCACCAACAUCCCCACAGCUUGGAAAGGUUAUAAUCAAGGCAGGAAGUAAAACUACACCAAUGAUGAGGGUAGCUUCUCCACCUUUAGCAAUAGCUUCCCGGCCAUUGUCCCCGAAACCUUCUUCAGCCACAGCAACGGGCCGUGGGGCCUAUGUUCACAUGCAGUCAGCACAUCAAAGAUGUUUGAGUCCACCAGGGGGAAGAUCAGCUUCUUCCGUUACCUCGCCCAUCGAUGAUGACGAAGGCCAAUCAUCUUUGGGAUAUGAUUCUCCUCAUCAGAGGCCACCGAGAUAUGUCAGUCCACCAGCAGUACAGCGCCCACCGUGGUCUUCCGUGCAUUGCCAUGGUACAAGUAUGAGGUCAGCAGGAUCUCAGGAUUCACAAGUAUUCUGGACUUUACCAGCAAGAAGACCUCAGUAUCAAGAAACUGACAAUAAUAUAUCAAUGAACAAGCAAGAACUUGAUUACCAGCAUAGGAAACGGUUCAAUACCAUAGCGACAGCUGGAAGUGGUACAAAAAUAAAUCAGAACCAGUCUUAUGUUCACUGUGAUGACAGGCCGCAGUCAACAGCUAUAAGUUGUUAUGGAGGUCCUUCCUUGUCUGUUGGUGCUUACCAGUCUAGUCAGCAUAAGAGUUCUCUUCCUGUAAAUCGGAAUGUGAUUCACCAGAAUCGUGGGCCUUUUCAAGGUGCAGUGUAUUCACAACUGCGACCAAAAUAUCCAACUCCUGUCAGCAUUCCAAAUAUACCCAAUAAUGAAAGGGCAUGUGUACAGAGCAGCAGUGGAAGAACCUACAAUUCAAAUUACUAUCCUAGUGCUCCAUUAUGGCAAGAUUCCCAGAAUGGUUUCUGUUCAUCUACACCUACAAAGGAUAGGACGGCAUCACUCUUGCAAAAUGAUUCUACAUUGAUGUCCUUUGGGACAACAUUUUCACCCAUUGAGAAAUAUUCUCGAAAGGAAGAAGUAGCAAGGCAUUCUUCAAUAACAGAUGGGAACAGAUCCAAUUCUAGAGUCCUUAAAAUGUCUCGUGAAAGUAAAACUGAUGUACCAAAACUUGUUUCAGUACCCAAAACAUCAAUGACAUCUGAAGAGAUCUUUGUUGCUAUCCAUAAAUCAAAGAAACGGCUGAAUAUCAAGACAGAUUCUAGUAGCUAUGGCCGCAGUCAUUCACCAUCGUGUUCUUCCCUGACCAGUCUUUCACCUGGAAGUUCGGAGUCAUCUAUCCAUGGCAUUGGGGGAAGCAAUACACCCAUUAAAGUAGGUCCAGAGACUGGAUCAUUUAAUGAUGACAACUCAGCUGGAAGUAGACACAGCUGGUCUCCAAAUUCAGGAGAAUACUUCGAUUUCUAUAGUCGUUUUGAACGUAGAACUCCUUCCCCAGUAACAUCCCCUAGUUCCAGGCAAAGCUGGGCAUGUGAUAGGCUAGGCCCUCGGCAACACACUUCUAGGAAUGAUUUCAAACGUUUAUUAUUACAGCAGGGAGCAGUAGGAUCUGGCAAUUCAGGUGGAAGGAUAUCAGCUGUGGAGCAGCUUAAACUGACAAGACAGCAAAAACAAGGAACUCUUCCUUCAGGUGGUACAGUUAGUAACAGUUACACACCAAGAAGUCCUGCAGAAAAAAGAACAGGUACUUCCAAACUGCUUCAAUCUCCACGGUCAAAUACGAUAUGGAGAUUUGCUUCACCCAGAACAGAUGUCCUCUCCUCCACAAUACUGGAAGAUUGUGCAGAGGAAGAGGAUGCAUCUAAUUCCCCUCAACACUCCCAACCAACUCCACAACUGCCACCAGCAACAUCAGAUAGUGCUGGACAUUCUUCAGUACAAAGACCGCUGAACUUAUCCUUUGACAAAACUGGUAGACAUUCCCCUAACAAAGACAUAAAUCAAGACACGAAACCUCUUACUUCACAACAAACCCAAAGGGAAUCAUCUCCAAGAGCAGCCAUGAAAAGCCUUGUCAAAAAUUCAAAUACAAAGAAUCUUCUCACUUCAGAGACAAAUACAGCUCCCAAAAAUACCUUUUUGCCUAAAGUAAGCAAUCUUAAAAAUGGUAGCUUACUGUCUCCAGAAUUGUUAUCCCCAUCAAAUGUGAAGGAGAACGUGAACACCAAUUUGCAGCCCUCAGGCGUAGUGAGCACAAAUUUAGGUGGUACAGCAGCCAAGAGUGCGACAAGUCUUAAUAACCACCAGCCAAUUGGUCAUUUGAUACUGCAGUCACCUUCUCAUCGAAUCAAUAUGCUUCUUGCCAGGCAGAGAGUUCAUCAGUACUCCAGUCAUGGGACUACUGCAAGGUCCAUCCUUGGUGCUCUGACAGCUUCAAAGUCUCCACCUAAGGCAACUCUCGAAACUGCUCUGUAAAUUAUUUUAAUCCUAUUUAUCAUAAAACUCUUAUUUCACAUACUAAUAAUUAAAGUGUAGGAUUCUCAUUAAGUGAGUCCCCAACUCAUAUUACCUACCUGUAUCAUGGUUAGGUUAAAAAGAGAGACUUUUUGGAAUACAAUUAAGAUGUAUGAUUAAUUAUCAGUAAGCGGCUUCAAAAGUCUAAAAUUCUUACAGUCCACCAUAAUUUUUAUGUUUUUGUCAUUUUUUAAAAUUUGAAGUAUAAUCCAUUUGUUAGACAAAACGGUUCAUUUAGCACUUCAUUUUAGAAGCAUAUAUAUAUCCAAAAAUUUUGCCAUGUAUAUUUUGAAAAUAUAUAUCAGCAUUGAGAAUUAAAUGUAGCUGUACAACAUCUGAACAUGGCAAUGUUUUAGAUAAAUUAAAACACAAAAUUUGGUGUUAUAAUGGUUUGUGAGUCUCUGUGGCUGUGUCUUCUAAGCUUAUAUUCUAUGUUCACACAUUCACUAAAUCUAUAUGAUUUAUUUAUUUGCAAAUGUAUGAAGCAUUUUGACUUAGCAUGGGCCAUUGUCAGAUAUGUCACUUAAUGUUCCAACUUAUCACAUAAUUAAAAACAAAAUUAUUAAUUUUCAGUGCCUGCUUAGUUGGUUCUGUGCUGUAUAGCCAAAAGGAAUUUACAGACUCAACUGUGAAUAUUGGCAAGGACUCUGCAUGUGUCAGAGUUCAGAAUCAGAUAUUAAAUUACAUAUAAAUGACAUCUAUUUUUUAUAGAUAUAAAUAUAAAUUCACAAACAUGUAACAGACACAGAACAUAGUAGACAAAUAUUAUGUUGGACAGUGUCCAUAAUCUGAGACCUAUUUUAAAUGUGCAGCAUCAGUUUCUGUCAUCAGGUGUGGGGGCAGAAUCCUACCCAGUUGAGCCCAUUAUAAGGAGUUAGUGUUGAUCAUUGAACAGUAUGCAGUCCACUAAUCAAGCCAAGCUCCUUCUAAUGGGCCCAACUGAGUAGGGUCGCCCCAUGUUGAUGGAAAUGGAUCUAGUUUCAGAAAAACUUAUUGUGAAUGUGCUCCAUUGGACACUGUCCAGCAUAAUAUUCAUAAAAUGAACAGACUAUUGUCAUGAACUCUAAAGUUUGGAGAAUCACAAAACAUCAGUGUAACACAAUACACAAUUCAUUUUGAAACUACACCCUGAAGAAAAUAAUUUAAACUUGUGAAAAAUUAUGUAUAUAAAUUUUGUCAUAAUGAAUGAUCAGUUCAUUGAUGAUGACAAUAUAGUUAUGCACUAAUUGCUCAAAAUUAAGCAGGUUUCUAUAUCUCACCAGCAAGGAAUGACAUAGUGUCAUUAGAGGAGAAAUUCUUCUAUAAUUGAUACAGAAAUAAAUAGAUUUUAACAGACAUUAAUCAGGAAAAACAUAAGAAAACUAAAUAAAUAAGAAUUAAAUUAAAGAAACUUCAGAUGACAAAUACAUUUCUGACCUCCAGAAUGUAUUAUUCGAGAAAUGUAGUUUUCAUUUUAAUUUCUGCUCUCUGCUUCCCUGUGUGUGUGCGCUAUUCUAAAUAUAAACAUUUUGUGUUUAUAAACUUUUCCGAAAUUAUAGAAAACUCUUAGAUGAUAUAUAGUAAAGCAUAACUGAAGAACAAUUGGUGGAAAUGAGAAGUAGCAUUAUUAAUUUUGUUAUUAGUGUUAAUACUAAACAAUGAACAUGAUGACAUGCCAUGUCAAAUGUGCAAGAUAUUCAUGGUAUAUAAAACGUGUUUCUAGUGAAGGCUUAUUGUAAUCAAAAUAUAAUUAUGAAAAAGUUAAAUAGUUCCAUUCAGUGUGACUAGUUAAGAUUUUCUUAUUUCAA
This is a messenger RNA of Cryptotermes secundus, 7740 nucleotides long. It is a transcript of the gene gukh, whose product is annotated as mucin-5AC. Gene Ontology annotation, molecular function: protein kinase A regulatory subunit binding; Arp2/3 complex binding. Gene Ontology annotation, biological process: actin cytoskeleton organization; cell differentiation; positive regulation of Arp2/3 complex-mediated actin nucleation. Gene Ontology annotation, cellular component: cytoskeleton; SCAR complex. NCBI's taxonomy places the organism in Eukaryota, Metazoa, Arthropoda, Insecta, Blattodea, Kalotermitidae. The record is from RefSeq and is a predicted model, not a curated record. The transcript has 5 exons. Bases 170 to 5914 code for a protein of 1914 amino acids.